UUUAUUCAGGAGCUGCCACUUGAGAAGAUCGGUUUAACGAAGAAGACAAGCUCACGACCUAUACCAAAAUUGGAUUACAAAAAUGCAAUCGUAGACGAUGCUACACCGUCAACUAUCCUAGACGAGGUGGAUCCUUCGUUGCAGGAGAAACUCUCCAGUCGCGUGCCUGAUUUCAGAGGCUUGCUGUCGAGCACUGCUGACGGCGUAGAGCCGAGAAAUCAUUUGGCUUUUUUGGAUAACAGAGAUGGUGCGGUUUGCCUGAAUGUCAUCAAUCCAAAUGGGAUGGAUAGCAAAGCCAUCACUGUUGGCCAGCUAAUGGAAAAGCUGUCGGAGGGGACGCCUGGACUUUGUGCUCCACAGGAACACAAAUCGAACAUCCAGGUGCCAAUUUCGUACACUUCGUAUGGACCGUUCAGUUCAUUUGCGCCACAAUUUGAUUCGACAUGGGCGACACUUUGCGAGCGUGACUCUCGAUUACUGCUGAACGCAUAUGGUGAUAAGUAA
Gongylonema pulchrum is the source of this 504-nucleotide messenger RNA. Lineage: Eukaryota; Metazoa; Nematoda; Chromadorea; Rhabditida; Gongylonematidae. The record is from the annotation of a GenBank genome assembly.